Monodelphis domestica (gray short-tailed opossum) is the source of this 3237-nucleotide messenger RNA. NCBI's taxonomy places the organism in Eukaryota, Metazoa, Chordata, Mammalia, Didelphimorphia, Didelphidae. The record is from RefSeq and is a predicted model, not a curated record.
GGGCUGCAUUGAGGAGUUCUGACUAAGGGGAGCCGCUUCCUUCCUUUCCCGUCGCCAGUGGUUCAAUCCGCCCAGCACGCACUGGCGUCGCCUCCAUGGUAACCAUGGGAGCCAGCGGGACGCGGAAAGGGCCGGAGGGAGAGAGGCAGAGCGCAGGUGCAGCGUCCCGUUGCUCAGCAGCAGCCCGUGUGUCCCCAAGGUUCCGAACUCCGUUGCUGCCGCCCCUCUCCCCUUUUCCGGGAAGCUCCUACUCUAACCUGGGCCCAGCGCGGCCCGACUCUCUUAGGAGCGAACCCCAAGCCGCACCAUGUCUAACGCAACCUACAAUAAGAUGUGGGAAGAAGCCCAAGACGCCCUCAAUUCUGUACUUGAGGGAGAGUCUGAAAAGGCCCUGGAGCCUCCCCAGGACCAGGUGGUGAUCUUCCAAAUGCUGGCCACCUUCUACGUCAAGUACGUACAGAUCUUCCGGAACCUGGAGAACGCCUACGACCAGAUGGUGCACCCGCAGAAGCGGAUCCUGGUUCGCCAAGUGCUUGACGCAGUCAUGGGCCGCAUCCUCGAGCUCAAGAAUGAGAUGGUCGAGUUAGAGUUUUCUGAGUUCCAUUAUUUUGAUGAUAUUUUGCAAGACCUAAAGCUGGCUCCUGAACAGCUAGACAUUCCCAUUCCAAAGUACUUCUUGAAGGAGAAGAUGGAGAUGCUAAAAGAACGAGAGAAAAUCCUUACUACCAUACUGUCACAUGCCGGGUUGGAAACGUUGAUGGUGAAGUUUCCCAUGAAGGUCAUGCCCCUGGAGGAGGCCGUGAAGCUGAUCCAGAUUGCCGAGAGAGCCCGCCAAGGGCGUCUGAGAGCCGUCUUCAUGAAGCAGAUCUAUCAACAAGAUUUUAGGGAGAAACAAGCCCGGCUUCAUGGGGAGAAAAUCCAGGACAUGGGCGUGGCUGCCAUCAGAAUUCAAAAGCUCUGGCGUGCAUUCUACCAGUUUAGGAAAACCCUGAAGGAAAAGGAAGAAGAAAUGAUAUUUCUCGGAAUGAACCCAUCACCACAGAUUCAGAGCUUCAACAGCACACUUCUCAAUGCCCAAAAAGUGAACUUUCAACGUUAUCAGGUCCAGGAGAAGCACGAGGUGGAGUACAAAGAAGCUUUGAUUAACAUCAAGAGCAGCUUAAAGAGGUUAGAAGGUGCAGACAUCAAAGAGAGCCUCCAGGACCAGAUCCGGCAUUGGUUCAUUGAGUGCAGGAAUAUGACCGGCUACUUUCCCGAAUACCCCACAGAAGAAGACGGGGGGUCAGCAAUCAUUUUUUCAGAAAAGACCCCAGAACAGAUUAUCGAGGAUAUUAUUGCCAGGGAAGUAGAAGAAGAAGAAAAGAAGAAAAAGAAGGAAGCUGAGGAAAGGAAAGGGAAAAAAAAGAAAGAAAAGGUAGAAAAAAAGGAGACCAAAAAGACUGAAGAGGAUGAAAAAUGGAAAAUGUCGCCCAGUCUCUUCAUCCCGGACAUGGAAGAAGGAAACAAUAAAUACAAAGGUGAAUACAAAAAAGGAAAAAGGGGGAAAAAAGGCAAAAAGGAGAAGGAUCUGACCCCUCACAGGUCUGUGGAUUCCUUGUAUAAGGAACUUGUAGAAGAAGGAUUAUUGAUAAGACCUUUGAAAGUCCACCUCUCCGAAUACAUUGGCGAGUUCUGUUACCUGGGAACUACCCUUCGCCAUAUAGCGAUAGAACCGAUGCCAUCGCUCUCCGACGUGAGACAGCUCAUCACCUUGUACGGGAUUCUCCCAUUAGGUUCUCAGUCGGUUCACGAGAAGGCUCCAUUGGUGAAGACGCUGCUGUUGACUGGGCCCUCUGGUGUGGGGAAGAAAAUGCUGGUUCAUGCCAUCUGCACCGAAACUGGAGCCAACCUCUUUGAUCUGUCUCCAUCCAAGAUCACUGGGAAGUACCCUGGCAAGACUGGCCUCCAAAUGAUGCUCCACCUUGUCAUGAAGGUGGCCCGACUGCUCCAGCCAUCGGUGGUCUGGAUUGGAGACACUGAAAAAACGUUCUAUAAAAAAGUCCCCAAGAAUGAAAAGGAGAUGGAUCCCAAGCGCCUGAAAAAGCACCUGCCCAAAAUUAUAAAGAUGAUGAAGGCUGAGGAUCGAGUUCUGAUUGUGGGGACCAGCAAGCGCCCCUUUGAAGCUGAUAUCAAGCCUCUCUGCAAAGUUUAUCAGAAGAUCAUCAUGAUCCCCAGGCCAGACUACGCCUCUAGAUUUGUACUGUGGAAGCAAGUGAUUCAGCAGGCUGGGGGAAAGAUCACCAACUCGUUAAACAUCAGUUGUCUCUCCAAGAUCACCGACGGGUUCACCCAAGGACAGAUCAUCCAAGUCAUAAAGAACGUCCUCACGGACCGGCGAGUCCGGCAGCAGAGGCAGAAGGUUCUGACGGCCAUGGAGUUCAUCGCUGGCCUGGCGCGGCUGGAACCGGUGUACAAAGAAGAAGAAGAGAGCUUUAAGACUUGGUAUUCCAAGACCCCUUUGGGUAAGAAAAGAGCAAACGCGUUGAGUGGAAUUGAUGACAAGGACAAAGGAAAAGGAAAGAAUGCUAAAGGAAAGGAGAAAGAAAAGAAAGGGAAAAGGGCAAAGUAGGAAAAAUAAUUCUUCCCCCAGAAAUCAUCGUGGAUCCUCUCUGAGACAAUGAGGUUGGCCAUUUCUCCAAACUGAAUGGAUCAGAGUCCCAGCACACAGACCAAAGAAGACCCUGCCUUUGGGAGAAGCCCAAGGGGAAAAAUUCUUCAGAUUGUAGUGGUCACCUAUAGGACACAACGAGUCCUGUAUUUCUUGUAUUUAUUCACUUGGGACUUUGGCACUGUCAACUCCAAAGUUGGCAAAGCCGCCACAAAAUGUCUAUUUCCUCAGUUUGCUAACCAGCCUUCCUAGGGUUUAUACAGUGUGUAGACACACCACAUGUGCACACGCGCACACACACACACACACACACACACACACACACACACACACACACACACACACCAAGACUUUGCAUUGCUUGUACAUUCUCCUCUAGUGCAGUAUCAUCUAUUAAGCUAAACUCUUAGUCAUUAAAGGCCAUCCUCAUUGGUCGGCUAAUGACAUCAGCACGACUUCUCGGUUUCUAAGGUGCCACAUUUUAUUCAGCUCGGCACCCUACACACCUAGAUCCCGUUAUACAAUUUAAAAGUAGAAUUCUUUCCUAUAUCCAUACAUUUUAUAUAUCUAAAUAAAAUUUUUAUACCGAA